Molecule: messenger RNA, 667 nt
Organism: Laetiporus sulphureus 93-53
Lineage: Eukaryota; Fungi; Basidiomycota; Agaricomycetes; Polyporales; Laetiporaceae
Exons: 2
Coding region: 92-583 (163 amino acids)
Source: RefSeq, a predicted model, not a curated record
UUGAGAAUGACUGAGAAGGAGGAUCAAUCCAAUAACCGCGUCUACAUGUCUUCUGGUUUUGGAGUCCCGCAUACGCCAUGGGACGGCAACGAUGGCCUUAUGGUCGACCGAGCUUGUCGCAGUGAUCGCGCACCAAGGGCCACAGCCUGGUAUCAAGAGACGCAUUAGAACGUGUCGCGUUUGUCGACUGCAUGAAUUAGGCGGCAUAUCCGAGCAAGCGGAAAGCUCUCUUGAUGAAAACCCUGUGAAAAUGGAGGCUGUAGGUAGCGUUCAAGACAACGAGUCACACGGAAGCAUUUGGGUGAGACUUCGAGACCCAUUCGUUUCCAACAGGUCUUCGGCGACGAUAGAACCCCAUACUGAUGCUAUGAGGGAAUGCAUAGGACGAGUAGGCCUAGUUCAUAACAUCCAGUCAGGAGAUAACGCUUCAGAUAUUUCUUCGACGUUGCAGCCGUCAUCGCAGGCACGGAUGGUCCUCUUCGGCAUCGAAUCCGAGUGUAGAAUUUCUUCUUUCCGUCCCAGAACGUAUCGCAUGCAAGAUGAUGGCGAUCCGAGCAGGCCACAGAAUGCCAGAAAAUUCUGAAAAAAUGAGUGGGGGAAUUACUUCGUCGUGGGGACGCGGGAGUGGCACGAUUGUGUGGCGGCCAAUCGCAAGCCUGGACCGCUG